CUUACUUUCACCAUGCUAUCCCCGCCCUUCUCCUCUGCUUUUCCACUGGGCCUUCUCUUGCUCUCGCUAGGUCUGUCAGGGACAGAUGCCCGAGCGACCCCUUCUCCAGUCGAGCCCGUCGCCCGGACAAUCAAUGUUCUGCGCCGCGGCAACGUACAGAGAAGCACAGAUGAGGCCUUAGCCUGGUUGCAGCAGAACAGACUUGCUACCCAUCACAAGUAUGGUGCUGGCUCAUCAGGAAACCAGAAACGUGCCAAUGGUCAGAAUCUGCUCACGAAUCUGCAGUUUGACUCGGCAUAUUUUGGUAGUCUUGCCGUCGGUACUCCGCCCGCGUCAUUCGACGUUAUCCUGGAUACGGGGUCCUCGGAUCUCUGGCUCGCAUCAGGUUCAAGCGACAGCCGCAGCACCGAUGGAAUCACGCUUUUUGAGCCGUCAUCAUCUUCAACAUUCACGAAUCUCAACCAAGAGUUCGGCAUCACUUAUGGUUCAGGAUCGGCUCAAGGCGUCCUUGGUCAGGACCGGGUACAGUUCGCGGGCUUUGAAGUCAAUCAGACCUUCGGGGUGGUCAACCAAACUUCCCAACAGCUCCUAACAAAACCUAUUUCCGGUUUAAUGGGGUUGGGCUUCCAGAGUAUAGCCGCCUCUGGCGCGGAGCCGUUCUGGCAAUCGUUGGCCAGCACUUCUGGUACUCUCGACUCCCCGUUGUUCGCCUUCCAGCUCACACGCUUCACAAACGAUACCAACGCGAACCAGUUGGAGCUGGGAGGCACUUUCACUCUUGGUGCCACCAACAGUAGCCUGUUCACUGGCGAUAUUGACUUCCAGGCGAUUCCUGAUGGUGCCCCGGGAUACUGGAUCCAGGAGCUGACCGGCCUCAAGGUGAAUGGUCAAUCUAUCACCGUCCCUACUGGGUCCAAUGCAUGGGCUGCUAUUGACACCGGCACAACUGGUGUUGGUGUGCCUCAGGAUACACUACAAGCUAUCUUCGCCGCCGUUCCGAAUAGCCAGCCGGGCAGUGGCCAGACCGAAGGUUACUACAUUUACCCUUGCUCCACUACCGUUACUGUCGAGGUUAAUUGGGGCAAUAGCGCCAUCUUCUGGACAAUCUCCGCUGCGGACUUCGCCUUGGAGCAGGUUGACCAAGACAACUGCGCUGGUGCUUUCUUCGAGAUCUCGAAUUCGGGCUCCUCCACCCCUCCAUUCAUCUUCGGUGACGUGUUCCUGAAAAAUGUAUAUUCCGUUUUCCGUUCCAACCCCGCUGCUGUCGGUUUCGCGCAGCUCUCUUCGGAGUCGCUCGCCAUGAAUGGAGCCGAUGACCCCGUCCCAUCAGCCACAAUCGGCUCUGUCGCGUCUGUCACUCCGACAAGUAGUGGCACGUCGGACACCGACAGUGGCAGUGGCGGCGGCUCGAGUAAUAGUGCGGGUCCCGCUGUCGCCUUGUCCUCGAGUGCAGUGCUUAUCUCCGCAUUGCUGGGUGCUUCCGUCGUGUUGCUGUAAUAUUUAUACUUGGAAGCUUGAUUCUAUGCCUCACCAUGGUUUGUAGCACGUUCUCUUCAUUUUAGCUUUUCGCACAACGGACGCUCCUGAGUGCCGUCAGACUUCUCUCACUACAAAGCGGAGUAAUAGAAAUGCUUUCAUGCUGUAGCAUAUCCCUGUUCAUUUAGAUACCACUACAUGUACGGAAUGUAUUGGGAUGGAUGACUAGAAGGGCUUUGCUAGCGCGCCACCAUUUUUGCUGCAUAUUCAAUACUCAUCCGUGUGUGGCCGAGAUCGCUAUAGCACUGUCAGCUUGAGUCCUCAUCCUCUUCAUCGGCAUGAUUCUUGUAGAACGCGAAGAGCUUCCGGCGAUUCGAGUCUCUCGUACUCUCCUCUCCGGCCACGUCGAACAGCUGCUUGAGCAGCACCUUCUUCACAGCGGCAGGUGGCAUUGCACCCUCCUUGGGCUGUGAGACGCACGAGUUCGAGACGAGGUGCUCGAACUGCGAGCCAGAGAGCUUCGCUCGCUUCCGGCUUCGUUCGCCGUCCCCGCCUUCUGAUGGAGCGGAUGGCGAGAGCGCAGAGACCAGGGGCUCGAACAGAGCGGACUGCAGGCGAUCGUAUGUCGUCUUGUUGAGGGUACGCGCAGCGAGGGUGAAGAAGGGGUCGACUAGGGUGGCGAGCGGGGCGGGGCGGGGGUCCUCGGAAAAGCCGAUGGAUUUGUCCAGCUCUUCGACGUAGAUGUCUGCGAGGUGGUAUGCAAGGCCGACAGGAACGCGCGGGUCUUCUGGGCAUAGAGGACCGCCCUUGUCGGUUAAGAUGGUAUUAUACUCUGCACAAAUAGUAGCAUCCCACUCAUUUCGGAUGAGCAGGCGGAAGGAUGCGUUGACGAAUCUUCGGAUGAGCAUGUAAUACUUGUCAAGGCGGAGACGGUCUAUACCAGGCCAUUCCCUAACCAACGCCUCCCAGAAGCCGCGCAAGAAAGCUAGUGCCGAGGGGGUUUUUGGGAUUUUCAGGGCGGUCUCAGCAAUUUCAUUGGCGAGAGCUUGUUGCACUAGCGGCUUGUCCGACAUCCAGAAACAGUAGAAGAUCCCCUUCCACAGCUUCGCCAUUUCAACUUUGGGGAGGUCAUCGUGCGAAGGGUCGCAGAGGAACACGGGC
Molecule: messenger RNA, 2637 nt
Organism: Phanerochaete carnosa HHB-10118-sp
Lineage: Eukaryota; Fungi; Basidiomycota; Agaricomycetes; Polyporales; Phanerochaetaceae
Exons: 12
Coding region: 13-1497 (494 amino acids)
Biological process (GO): proteolysis
Molecular function (GO): aspartic-type endopeptidase activity
Source: RefSeq, a predicted model, not a curated record